Molecule: messenger RNA, 4005 nt
Organism: Dermacentor albipictus
Lineage: Eukaryota; Metazoa; Arthropoda; Arachnida; Ixodida; Ixodidae
Gene: siz
Product: Brefeldin-resistant Arf-GEF family protein schizo
Biological process (GO): regulation of ARF protein signal transduction; actin cytoskeleton organization
Molecular function (GO): protein binding; guanyl-nucleotide exchange factor activity
Source: RefSeq, a predicted model, not a curated record
CGCGUUUUCCUCAAAGCGUCGCCGCCGCUCGGAACAAGACGUCAAACUGAGGCGCCGCGCGAUAACGGCUCCCGGAAUAACGGGUAUCGCGCGCGUGUGGGUGGCCGCGGCUCUCGGCGGAGCCAAGCAAUGGAGAUCGCUACCUGCAGCAUGACGCUUCGUUUAUGCGUUGUUGCCUGGGUGGACGGGCGCACCCCGCGGUGGUGGUCGUGCGUAGCCGGGAGCUGCCAGGCGUAGCCGCAGGCGCACUGCCUCUCAUGGCCUCUCGGGCGUCGCGGAGCGCAGAGGGCGCUGCGGACGCCAAGGACGCUAGAGAGGACUCCGAACGACGGCGGCGGCUGGUGGUGGUGGUGCAGCGACAGCGGGAGCAGCGGUGGGCGGCCGUCAUGUUCGGCGUCGGCGAGCCCCCGCUCGUCUGUCAGGAGGCAGUGUUCACUCGGGACCGCGGUCCGCGGGCAUUCCUGCACCCGUUCAGCCCGUACGGCCGCGCCGUGCUGCGCGUCACCCAGCACAGCCAGCCGCCUGAGCUGCGGCCAGGUCCUCCCCAGAAGCAGGCUCGGCCUGAGGAUGGUGUCGAUGGGGCUGACCAGGGGGGUCUCUCCACCCGUGGCAGUACACCGCCCCGCAAAGCACCCCCACUGCGGCGCCUUGACGAUGAGGCUCUCAAACGGUCACGACUGCACUCCAACCAGUAUGAGUUGUCGCAGGACCUUCUGGACAAGCAGGUUGAGAUGUUGGAGCGCAAAUAUGGGGGCGUGCGGGCACGCACGGCGGCACUGACCAUCCAGCGAGCCUUCCGCAGCCACUGCAUGCAGAAGCGCUUCCUGGACUUGGCCAGUGCAUCCAAGGGCGAACGUAGACUUUCGCGGCGCAUCCAUGCACUGGACCUGCUCGCCCCCUCCGGUGCCAGUCCACCGUCCUCCGAGGGUGCCCUGCCAUGGCCUGCCCACCAUCGCACGCCCACUAAAGGGGCCUUGGCCGAAGCGGCAGCGGCGGCUGCAGCUGCCAGCAGGCGGGUGCCCCCGCAGGUGCCCCGGCGAUCUUCCUCCAUUCCUGGCACCACCACCACAACUGCUGCCAGCUCAAAGGAAAGCUGGAAGCAUAGCAGCACGGCUUCGACAACCCAGGCAGCAGUGGCAACAGCCCCGGCAAAUGGUAGUGGCCAGCCUACGUUGCCCUCGACUCGGCCGGAGGACAAGCGGCUUAGCAACAUUUCGGAAAACAGUGAAGACAGUGUGGACUGCCCGGCCUACUCAUGUUCACCACCAGCCUCUGACGUGCUUUUGCUCUACCCACAUCAGGGUCCAGGUAGUCCCAAGGACUCCUUGGGCUCUAAGGGGAGCGAGGCGCAGCGCAAGCGCCAGUACCGGGUGGGGCUGAACCUGUUCAAUAAGCGGCCUGAGAAGGGCAUCCGUUAUCUGGUGGAGCGUGGCUUCCUGGACCCCUGCCCUCGAGCUGUAGCCAGAUUCCUCAUCUCGCGCAAGGGCCUGAGCAAGAUGCGCAUUGGCGAGUACCUGGGGGACCUGCAGGGUCAGUUCAAUGCCCGUGUGCUCGAGUGCUUUGUCGAAGAGCUGGACUUCGCCGGAAUGCAGGUGGACCUGGCCCUCCGGCGUUUCCAGAGCCACUUCCUGUUACCAGGGGAGGCCCAGAAGAUUGAGCGGCUAGUCGAGGUGUUCAGCCAGCGGUACGCACGCUGCAACCCGGAUGUUGUGGCCAAGCUGGCCAGUCCCGAUACUCUCUUUGUCCUGGCUUUCUCAGUGGUGCUACUGAACACUGACUUGCACACGCCCUCGGUGAAAGCCGACAAGCGAAUGAAGCUGGAAGACUACGUCCGUAACCUGCGAGGGGUGGAUGAAGGCCGGGACCUGGACCGGGACAUGCUGACGGGCAUCUAUGAGCGCAUCAAGGUGCACCCAUUCCGGCCUGGUUCUGAUCAUGUCAGCCAGGUGCUCAAAGUGCAGCAAUCCAUUGUUGGAAAGCGACCGAACUUGGCUCUUGCCCAUCGUCGUCUGGUGUGCUACUGUCGUCUCUACGAGGUCUAUGAUGUUCACAAGAAAGAGCGCCCCGGUGUUCAUCAGCGCGAAGUUUUUCUCUUCAAUGACCUUCUGCUGGUGACUAAAAUAUUCAGCAAGAAGAAAAACAGUGUCCAGUAUGCCUUCCGACAGUCACUGCCCCUGUGCGGCAUGAACGUGGCCCUUUUCGAGGCACCCUAUUACCCUCAUGGGAUCAGCCUGACCCAGCGAGUGGACGACAGGGCAUUGAUGACCCUGAAUGCUCGGAAUGAGCAUGACCGGUGCAAGUUUGUUGACGACCUGAGGGAGUCCAUUCUUGAGAUGGAUGAGAUGGAGAGCCUGCGCAUUGAAGGGGAACUGGAGAAGCAGCAGGCAUUGCGCAGCCCCUGGGACCAGCGGGACUCUGGGCUCGCCGACAUGGAGGCCACGGGGGAGGGAAAUGGAGGCGGCAGCACUUUACUGGCCCAGAGCCCAUGCCUCAAGCGUUCAGCCCUCUCCAACUCCCUACUUGACUUGCACGACCAGCAGACAGCGGCACGCCCAGUUCGUCGAGGCAGCGCGGGUUCUCUGGACAGUGGCAUGUCCGUCUCCUUCCAGUCCUCGGCGGCCAGUUCGGUGAGCCGGGAGUCGUCACCCCACACGGUCCAGCAUCCGGAUGGUGCAGCAGCAGCAGCAGCCACCAGCCUGGGCGACGGGACCCGGCACGGCUUCCUGGGGAACCUGUUUGGCAAGCGUGGUCGCCACAUGGCAGUUACCACCACCACCACUACACCCCAAGCGGCAGCUGUGGUGACCUCAGAAGUGCCAGCAACGACAGAACCACCAGGAUAGGUGGUGGGUUACACACCUGCCCGCCUUAACCCCCAGUGUAUAUACGCGAUAGGCCAUUUUAUUUUGCAAAUUGACUCUCAAUCUGCCUCUCCUUUAUGUACAGCAGAAGAUUCGCAUUUUAAUAUAUAUAUAUAUAUCACACACCCUUCCCUGCUCCCUUGCCCCUUUUGUAUGAGAACUUUCCUGCUCUUAUAGCAUACCUUCCCCUCCCCACCCCAACCUCACAAUAAAGGCCCCACUCCUCUUGCUCAGUCUGCACAAGCGUGGUGCAGGUGGCCUGCUUUGGGUGUUGCCAGUGUGGCCCUGUGGCCACAGUCAUGGCCUGUCCAUCAAAGGAGAGAGCAGACAGCCGAAUGGUGCCUAUGUCAUAGUGGCACCCAUGGCCUUGUGCAGAGGAGCUUUCUUCCGCCACCGCGUUUAUUGUGUUGGUGCCAUCAUGAUGGCACCUGUGCCUGUUGAGAGGCUGUAUGCUGGUGCUGUAACUGUGCAUGUCAGCAUGUGUACAUAAAAGAAGAAAAACAAAGUGUGUACUAUGCAGCAGAGUGCAAGUCUCCCUUGUGGUAUAAUUGAAAGCUGCACAUUUUCCCUGAGCACAGAAGCAGUCGAACAAAUUGUGUGGACUGUCCACAGUAUUAAGACCACAUUGCAUGCUUCUAGGAAGUGGCACAUUUGUGAAUGUUAGUGGCACAAAUCUGGCACACACGAAUUUGCUUAUUCUGUUAUUCUAUAAAGAAAUCUGCUUAGAGGGCUUUACUGGCGUUCAUAAAGCGCCGAGAAAUUGAACUGCUGAGCUUGUAUACGAAAGGGUGGGUGAACAUACUUCGUGCAGUUUGCCACUUUCUUCUAGAUAUCUCGAACAUUCUUAUUAACUUGUGUGAUGCUGGAAACUUGCCUUCUUGGCAUACACCAAAAUACGUUUAAUGUGCUGCUACAUGCAAGAAGUUGUCUAGUGAGUGUUCAGAAUAUUUUAAACGUGCAAGUAUUGAUACUUCAUCCUAACGUAUGCUACGAAGAGUAUGUGAAUACCGUGUGACAAUAUUGUAUAUGGAGUCUGCAGGAUUUGCUUCCAGUCAGUGCAUGCAAACAGCCCAUUUUGGGCUAAAUGUUUGUAAAUGUUUCACAUCUUGAUAUGUGUGCACAUAAAGAAGCUCACCAAUGCAUA